AGUCGUGGCCAUAGGCAUGCUAUUAACUAAUGGGCCAUGUAAUGUAAUCCAUAAUAGGUCCGCUGAGAAAACAACCACAGCCACAUCGUCGCAGUUUCCAUCGCUGGCCUGUUCCAUUUGAUAGCGGAAGAAAUCGCAUCAAAAUUGAAAUUUCAUCUUCUGCUCUUUCUUUCUCAGCUCUCAUUCCGAUCCCCAAAAAAUUCAGUUAGCAAAGCAAACCAAAAUCAGAAAUGGAAGAAGAAAAGGCGGUAGCUUACUACGACGAGCUUACGCGGAAAGGCGAAGGAGCCGCCAGAUUCAAACGAGGCCUCGGCUUCUCCUCCAACGAUGAUCAACACGACGCGGUUCCGCAAAGAAGCUCAGCUUUUGUCUCUUCGUCUUCGUCGUCGUCCUUCCUCAGCAGCUUCGUUAGGGCCUCAAGCCCUGCCACCGCUUCUAAGCUCGAGAAAGAAUCUCAACUUCAAUCCAUUCAAAAUAAGCUAAAGAAGAAGCCGGAAAGAGAAGAUAGGGUCUCGGAGAGAAGCAGCGGGGAGAGGGAGAGAGGCAGAGACAAGGAUAGGCAUUCGAGGAGGCGAAGCAGAAGCAGAAGCAGAAGCAGAAGUAGGAGUAGAGAGAGAUACAGAGACAGAGAUAGAGAGAGAAGGAGGCGGCGAAGCAGGAGUCGGUCGCCACGUAGAGAUCGGAGGAGGAGUAGGAGUAGGUCGCCGCGUCGAGAUCGAACGUCUGGGAGGAGGAGGAGUAGGAGUUUGUCGCCCCGAGAGCGGAGGAGGUCAGAGAGGGAUGGGGAGAGAGUGGGGAACUCGAAGAAGGAAAGAAAUGGCGCUGUUGAUUAUUCGCAGUUGAUUGACGGCUAUGAUAAGAUGUCACCAGCUGAAAGAGUUAAAGCCAAGAUGAAACUUCAGCUUGCUGAAACAGCUGAAAAGGAUCCUGCAAAAGGCCCUGGUUGGGAACGCUUUGAGUUUGACAAGGAUGCCCCACUUGAUGAUGAGGAAAUGGAAGUUGCUGAAGACGAUGCAGCACUAGUCAAGCAUAUUGGUCAAAGUUUUCGGUUUUCUGCCAUCAAGGCAAGAAGGGAGGAGCAAAUUAAAGCUGCUCAUGAUGAGGCCAUUUUUGGGGCAUCAACAGUUCCUCUUUCCAUUACUGCAGACGGUGAACUGGAGGAGGAAAAACAUAAAAAAAAUAGCAAUGAUAAUGGUCUGGCUGCUAGCCUCUUAAGUGAGAAGGUGCUUGCAAAGCAACCAGGUUCAUGGCGUGAUCGUGUUCGUAAGGCAUAGAGGGAUUGACAAACUGAUAUGCAGUCUUUGACUCGAUGACCCUGGAUAUUGUCAGGGACAGCUGCUGGUAAGUGGUAAUUAUUCUGAUGUUAACAUUGGGGCAGCCAAUGGGGGAGUCAAUGGUAAAAUUCAUACAGUGAUAAAAAAUUGUUUCCCAAACUCAUCCAGUUUUGAGCUUAUUUCUUAAAUCUAUAUGCUUUUUGCCACAUUAACAUUAGAAAUGUUGUUUCAAA
This is a messenger RNA of Theobroma umbraticum, 1507 nucleotides long. Its product is annotated as serine/arginine-rich splicing factor. The record is from RefSeq and is a predicted model, not a curated record. Lineage: Eukaryota; Viridiplantae; Streptophyta; Magnoliopsida; Malvales; Malvaceae. Gene Ontology annotation, biological process: alternative mRNA splicing, via spliceosome. Gene Ontology annotation, cellular component: nucleus; cytoplasm.